Molecule: messenger RNA, 300 nt
Organism: Penicillium crustosum
Lineage: Eukaryota; Fungi; Ascomycota; Eurotiomycetes; Eurotiales; Aspergillaceae
Exons: 1
Coding region: 1-300 (99 amino acids)
Source: RefSeq, a predicted model, not a curated record
AUGUCCAACAAACAUCAAGCUGGGACAGGACAAUGGUUUAUCAAAGGGGAUGCUUUUCAAAAGUGGCUCACAGACAGUCAUCUUCUCUGGGUCAACGGAUUCGCCGGCUCUGGCAAGUCUGUUAUAUGUUCAACUGUAAUCCAGCACACCCUUAGCCUAAAGUGGCAGGAUCCAAGGAUCGGGGUCGCUUUCUUCUAUAUCCGGUUUAGUGAUCAUGAAAAGCAAGAUUUGUCGGCUAUUCUACGAGCUGUUCUGUUACAGCUAUCAGCACAACUCCCAGAGGCUGAGCAAGACCUAUAG